Messenger RNA from Dissoconium aciculare CBS 342.82, 986 nucleotides. RefSeq lists its product as uncharacterized. The record is from RefSeq and is a predicted model, not a curated record. NCBI's taxonomy places the organism in Eukaryota, Fungi, Ascomycota, Dothideomycetes, Mycosphaerellales, Dissoconiaceae. The transcript is spliced from 2 exons. Bases 99 to 635 code for a protein of 178 amino acids.
AGAAUCGCGGUUCGAUCCAAGGAGGCAAAGCACUUGCAGCGAGGAUAGCUUACGAUGCAGUAGCAAGAGAUGUUUCCAUCAGGGAUAGGACGAGCCGCAUGAACCUGAAGCAUCCCGAGUCGUUCUUACAGUGCCCAGGUGACAUGCAUUCGCACAAUAUACGUGGGUUGAAAGCAGCAGCGGAAACACCUGGGCACCCAAUAACGCAGCCGAACGGACAUCUCCGCCUUGACGCCUCCAGGGUGAAACUCACGCCACCACUUUUACCACCACAUUUGCCCGGAAUCUCCGCCUGCUCCUUCCCAGUGCUUCCCUCCGGGGGCGCCGCCACACGCUCGCCCGCCCGCCCGAUUGUUAGGCGUACACACAUGCACCAAUCUGGAUCAAUACACACCUACAGACACACACCACCGCGACUUUCUCGGCGGAUGAUAAAAACCUCAAAUUGUUCUCAUUUUGGGGCUAUUCUCAUCAACCACAGUGUGGCACAGCUCCACGCAGGUGCACUGGUUAGACGAAAGUAUCGUUGUCGAGCGAUGUUGACCUCGGGAGAGAUCAGAUGCGCACAAUUCCCUAGCCCACAGAUUGUUACGUGUGCAGGCGCAUAUUUAGUUUGCAUCCUCAGGCAGACAUGAAUUAUCAGCCCUGGCUACGGAAAUGACCUCUAAUCAUCCUGGCGGGAAGCUCUCGCCGCUUGUCACGCUAGCAUUGAGGGACCGACAAUCCAACGACUUUUUGUAAGCUGCACUCUGGCCGAGUAAACCAUCGCAUCUUGGACACUCGCAAAACCAUCGGAAAGACAUGGCUUCCAAACCUGUGACCUUGACGGUCAAAUCGAGAGGUACAUUGCUUCCCGACGCUGCACAGACCAGGGUAACACUGACUCAAUUCUGGCAAAAGGCAAGCGUAUCCCAAAGCUUCCCAAGGAGACGAGCAUCUACAUUCAAGGCACUGGAGCCGAUCUAUACAGCCGGCUGGCCAACGAG